Molecule: messenger RNA, 1315 nt
Organism: Arachis ipaensis
Lineage: Eukaryota; Viridiplantae; Streptophyta; Magnoliopsida; Fabales; Fabaceae
Source: RefSeq, a predicted model, not a curated record
CCAUUCCCAAUCCUGGAUGACGAAAAUCCAUCCCACAUGGCCAUCAAAAAGAGGUUCCAUAGACGGACAACAACUGAAUUUCGAUUUCUGAGGCUCGCUGCGUGGACCUCAGAAAGUCUAGAAAAGAAGGCUCAAUAUAUUAUUUCUGAGGGGGGCCUUUUGAAUAGAAAGGAAAAAAAUAAAGACGUAGAAGGCCGAUCACCUCAAGUUGAAAGGAGAAAAGCAGCACAAAAAAAAAACACAACAAAAGCGUGGACGAAAAGCUUCGGUUGCACCAAGGGGAGCUCCAUCGGUGGAGAGAGCGAGCAGGAAGCAAUGGAAAGACGACCAACUGGAAGUACAACAGAUCCACCUCCAAUUAGAAAACGCUCACGGCGCGCGGAGAGAUAAAAAACUAGCCCAAAAGUGAGAAUACGUUUAUGGUUGUGUAUGGAUUAAAUUCUGGACUAGCUUAAGUAUUUUCAAAAGGUUGAUUUGAACGUAAUUGAAUGUUUCUUUAUGUAACACAUUCGAUGUGCAUAAAAUAGAUAAGCAGGUCAACUACCAAGAAAAACAAGGGGGGGAGGGGUUAAAAAGGACCGACCACGUAGGUCCAACCCAAAAUCAUUUGAAGAAAAAGAUCUCCUAAUGAGCCCAGAUGAUGAUGAGGACAAUGAGCCUCUUGCUUAGAGGAGGGGCCGGUUGUUUCACCAGGGAGUUGACCAACAGAAAACAAGUUCGGAGACCCCCAACGACAACCUCAAUCAAGAAAACACACCCCAUGAGAAACCUGACUUCAGAGUUCCCGAUGCAGGCACACUCUCCGUAGCACUAGUGCAACAUCAAGAAUGGAAAUUCGACGGACAAGUUUCCUAUACAAAAAAUAUUUUUUUGGGUCUACUUUGCUCGUUAGGGAAUUAGGAAAUGUAUGCAUACAAAAGUUACUUUUCUCUGACAUUGGUUGAUUUUGACGAAGUAACCCUGAUUUCUUGUCGAUGCGAGACCCGGAGAGCAAAAGAAUAUGGGAAUACCUUGAGCAACUACAGUACACAAAGCCCCUGCAGACCGGUGAUGCCAACCACGCCGUCUUGCAAGAGACCUAGUUCACCGAGCCACCAGACUUCACUCAGAAUGACUCGGAUGAAGAAGAACCCUACCCAGUGUACUCUUAUAAAGGUGCAUCCGUCGCUAAAGGGGCGAAAGCUCGAUGAGGAUGAUGAGGAUCGAGUGCGACGAUGGGCUGUCAAUGCGUCGUUGGACCUUAUGGGAACAUGGAUUAUAGAAACAAAGGUAAAAAGUUAAAAAGAAUAAAGACAUUUCAAAAUAAAAGUUUUGG